UCUAUUCGCAUUCAUACCCUAAAUACCACCGAAGAAGGCGUUCUUUUGUCGCGAGCAAGGCUUAACGCUCCCAACUGCCUAGGCUUGAAAUUUUUUAUUUUGGUGAAAGAACCUGUAACAUUAAUGUUUGGAGGACUACGAGGUUGCUAAUUAUUUGAAGAGUGACAAGGAAAGUUCAUGGUGAAGGACCCGGGAUUACACACACAGACGCAAACACAAACAAAAGAAAAAAAUAAUCUGAAUUUGCCAAAAACCAGACAUAAGUGCGUCGCCGAGCGCUAAGAUCGAAACGACUCUCGUGGCAGCAUGUCUCGCAGGAGAAGCCGCAGCGCAAGCCCCGCCCACCACACCACCAACAGCAAUGACCCCCGCGACUUGGAGAGGAGGAUUUUUGUGGGGAAUUUGCCGACGACCCUAAUGGACAGGAAGGACAUGGAGGAUCUGUUCAGUCCGUAUGGGAAGAUAAAUGCCCUGUCCAUGUUCCGUGGGUAUGGAUUUGUGCAGUUUGAACGAGCAGAGGAAGCGGAGGCUGCAAAGGCGGGACAAAACGGUCGCUUUUAUAGAGGUUAUAAACUAGAUGUAAAUAUGGCAGCGGAGCGACGACAGAGUAAAGCUCAUUCCCGGCAGAGCCCUCCACGAAGGAACCCGUACGGCGGGUAUGGCGAUGGGCGGGACGCGCGGACCCGCUCUCGCUCCCCCAUGCAUGGCAGGGAGUCCCGCGAUCACAGGGACGGCCGCGACAUGAGGGAGCCGGGUCGCGACAUGAGGGAGCCGGGUCGCGACAUGAGGGAGCCGGGUCGCGACAUGAGGGAGCCGGGUCGCGACAUGAGGGAGCCGGGCCGCGACAUGAGGGAGCCGGGUCGCGACAUGAGGGAGUCGAGUCGCGAGACUAGGGAGCCCAGCCGCGAGCCCAGGGGUGGGCACCCCCGCGAGCAUGUGCCGCGAGACCCCAACUUCGAUCGGUACCGAGGCCCCGAGGGCCGGGAGAAGGAUCCCAGAGGUGACCCCGCCUUCAGAGACGAGGGUUACGACCGGUACUACCGUGUGGACGAUUAUUACCGCAAAAAGGAGGAACCUUACCCGGACCGCUACAGGGAACCCUGGAACGGCCGGCGAGACCCUGAAGAGGAGCGGCCCAGGGUGGAGGAGCGCCGGCGGAACGAGCUGUACCGGCAGUACUACGAGGAGCUGCAGCGGCGCUACGACUCGGAGCGACCCGUCGACUGCUCCGUCAUCGUGGUCAACAAGCAGCAGAAGGAGUAUGCAGAGACGGUGGGGAGGAAGGUGCGGGACCUGGGCAUGGUGGUGGACCUGAUCUUCCUGAACACGGAGGUGUCCCUGACGCAGGCCCUGGAGGACGUGGGCCGGGCACGCACGCCCUUCGCCAUCAUCAUCACCCAGCAGCACCAGGUGCACCGCUCCUGCACCGUCAACAUCCUGUUCGGAACACCCCAAGAACAUCGGAACAUGCCCAUGCAGGACGCGAUGGUCCUGGUGGCCCACAACUACGACCUGUUCAAGGUCGAACACCGGGACAAGGAGCGCGAGGAGAUCGCCAGGAAGGCCGCCAAGAUGGCGGACGACGUGCUGAUGAGGGAGCACGAGAGGGAGGGCCACCCGAUCUCUCUACAACCCGCCAUCACCCUGCUGUCCGAGGGCAGGUACCUGACUAUGGAGGAGCUGGAUGGGCUGAUUGAGUAUCUGAGGGAUAAGAGAGAGCGUUUGGUGAGAAGCAGCGGUGACCCGCAUGCAGCAUCCCACAAUGCAGCUCCAGCAGCCCUCGAAGCUCCUCCUCCCGCCCAGACCCUUCCCAGCGUGCCCCUCUCCACACACCCCGCGCACACUGCACACCCCGCUCACACAGCACAUGCUGCGCACACCGCACACACAGCACAUGCUGCACACACCGCUCACACCGCUCACACAGCACAUGCUGCACACACUGCACACAACGUCCUCACUUCUCACGCAACACACGCAGCCCACUUACCCCCAGCCGUCGCUUCCACUGCAGCUGUGCCCUCCAACCACCAGCAGGAGCUGCAGGCCAAGAUCCUCAGUCUGUUCAACAGCGGCUCAGGCGCCUCUCCCGCCCCGGCCCAGGGUUACAACACCGCGGGCAGCCAGAUGGGCAGCCAGAUGGGCGGCCAGAUGGGCGGCCAGAUGGGCGGCCAGAUGGGCAGCCAGAUGGGGAGCCAGAUGGGCAGCCAGAUGGGGAGCCAGAUGGGCAGCCAGACGGCCAGCCACCCCUCCGCCCUCGCCCCCUCCUCCACCAUGACCAAAAUGCCCCCCCAGUCCGCCGCCCAGGGGCCCGGCAUGAUGGGCUCCAGGCCGGCCCUGCGGCCCCCGGCCGUGGCCUCCAGCGUCCCCUCCCCGUACGGGCCCCCGCCCAACCGAAUGGCCAUCCCGCAGGCGUCUGCGAGGCCAGCCGCCAGCGGGGCGGGCAUCAACUUUGACAACCCUAGCGUCCUGAAGGCCCUGGAUACGCUCAUCCAAAGCGGACCCUCGAUAAACCAUCUGGUGAACCCCGGGAGCGCCCCCGCCCCUCGGCCCGGCCAGGGCAUCAGUCAGCCGCCCCCCAUGGCGCACUACGCCCGCCAUUACUGAUCACUCACACCAGCCAGCUACCAAGUCUUCAAAAUUAUUGCUUCAAAAAGGCAUAAUUAGCGAAUGCUUUUAAUGACGUUCCUGAAGUUUUUUUUUUAUUUUUUAUUUUUUUUUUUAUUUUUUCCUCCCAAAAUUCUGGCAUGUUUGACUUUUGGGCGACUGUGCAGUUGGACAUAGUUUUUGUUGUUGAAUUAGAGCCUUUGUUCAUUUUGCUUAGUAGGUUGAUGUGGUUGAUUUUGGUUAAAAGGAACCACUGCAAUAGCAUGCCAGAUGAAUGAGGAAGUGACUGUACUUUGUAACUCAUGCUGUCACUACCUGAGCUGUGAUGCUGUCCUGUCUAGUUUGUGUUAUGAAUAGACUUUGGUAGUACUGUCAGACAUGUUUUAUACAGUUACCCAUAUGAUUGUAAAUACUAGCUGAUUUCAAUGUCACUGAAAUAAACCUCUCACUAAAAUUCAAUAAA
Messenger RNA from Anguilla rostrata (American eel), 3070 nucleotides. It is a transcript of the gene ncoa5, whose product is annotated as nuclear receptor coactivator 5. Gene Ontology annotation, biological process: regulation of signal transduction. NCBI's taxonomy places the organism in Eukaryota, Metazoa, Chordata, Actinopteri, Anguilliformes, Anguillidae. Gene Ontology annotation, molecular function: RNA binding. The coding region runs from base 307 to 2607 and encodes 766 amino acids. The transcript has 11 exons. Gene Ontology annotation, cellular component: nucleoplasm. The record is from RefSeq and is a predicted model, not a curated record.